CAGAUCCACACCAGCCUCGCUCAGGAGAGGAGGCGGGGGCGCCGCGCACGCGCACGGGUCGGCGGUGCGCGCCGAGCGGGGGGCACCGCGCGGUGCAGCCACGAUGGAAGGGGGUGCGUACGGAGCGGGCAAAGCCGGGGGCGCCUUCGACCCUUACACCUUGGUGCGGCAGCCACACACCAUCCUGCGCGUCGUGUCUUGGGUUUUCUCCAUUGUGGUCUUUGGCUCCAUCGUGAAUGAGGGCUACCUUAACAACUCAGAUGAGGAGGAGGAGUUCUGCAUCUACAACCGAAACCCCAAUGCCUGCAGCUAUGGCGUGACUGUGGGCGUGCUAGCCUUCCUUACCUGCUUGCUCUACCUGGCGCUGGAUGUGUACUUCCCACAGAUCAGCAGUGUCAAGGAUCGCAAGAAGGCUGUGCUGUCGGACAUUGGUGUCUCGGCCUUCUGGGCCUUCUUCUGGUUCGUGGGUUUCUGCUUCCUAGCCAACCAGUGGCAAGUCUCCAAGCCCCAGGACAACCCUCUGAAUGAAGGGACGGAUGCAGCACGGGCCGCCAUUGCCUUCUCUUUCUUCUCCAUUUUCACGUGGGCAGGACAGGCUGUGUUGGCCUUCCAAAGGUACCAGAUUGGCGCCGACUCGGCCCUCUUCUCCCAGGACUACAUGGAUCCCAGCCAGGACUCCAGCAUGCCUUAUGCACCCUACGUGGAGCCCAGCGCUGGGCCGGACCCUGCUGGCAUGGGUGGUACCUACCAGCAUCCAGCCAACUCCUUCGAUGCUGAGCCCCAGGGUUACCAGUCACAGGGCUACUGAGCCCCCAUGAUGGUGGUGUCAGUGGCUGCCUACCCUGCCCUUGCCCUUUCAUCCUAGUUCCCCUUCCAAACACCUUGCUCCCUCCCAGGUGACCCUGCCUAGCACCUGCUC
Phodopus roborovskii (desert hamster) is the source of this 919-nucleotide messenger RNA. It is a transcript of the gene Syngr1, whose product is annotated as synaptogyrin 1. Lineage: Eukaryota; Metazoa; Chordata; Mammalia; Rodentia; Cricetidae. Gene Ontology annotation, cellular component: synaptic vesicle membrane; neuromuscular junction. Bases 104 to 808 code for a protein of 234 amino acids. The record is from RefSeq and is a predicted model, not a curated record. The transcript has 4 exons.